Talaromyces rugulosus is the source of this 1383-nucleotide messenger RNA. RefSeq lists its product as uncharacterized. The transcript is spliced from 3 exons. The coding region runs from base 1 to 1383 and encodes 460 amino acids. The record is from RefSeq and is a predicted model, not a curated record. Gene Ontology annotation, biological process: negative regulation of septation initiation signaling; activation of GTPase activity. Lineage: Eukaryota; Fungi; Ascomycota; Eurotiomycetes; Eurotiales; Trichocomaceae. Gene Ontology annotation, molecular function: GTPase activator activity. Gene Ontology annotation, cellular component: mitotic spindle pole body.
AUGGCUUCGAAGCCCUCGCCGCUGACCAACAUUCCCUCGUUUGCUGCACCAACUGCCGCCGCUGGUCCCGCGUCGCCGCAGUCUCCUCGAAAACUUCGCAAAUAUCAGUCGCACCAGUCGCUCACUUCGACAUCGUUCUCGACGUUUGGCCAGCCCUUGCCGUCAAUUGCACAUGGAAGCGGUGUGCGCCAGCGUGACACGCCACCUAAUGCCACUGGCACUGGCACUGGCUCGCAGCAGAAUGCAGAACCUCAGCACAAUAAUCGUCAGCGAGCGAGAUCAAAUAGCGAAUCUGGGUCUAGCAUAGCGACUCCAUUGAUAACGGCGCCUCCAAAGGCGAAACGGCCGGCCAGGAAGACUGGAUCGUCGGGUUAUUUUAUGAAACGGACCGGUUUGGAAACACUGCUGCGUGAUGGCCCGGCCGAUGGCAAGCUUCUCGACACACUGCAGGAAUUGAGGCUGAUGGUUCUGUCGAACAAGGUGGAAGCUGACACUGAUGGGAUGUCGUCACAUCGAAUAUACCUCUGGUUGGCGCUGUUCGCUAUUCCCCCGGUGCCGACAGAUGAAUACCUCGGUCUUGUCCAUAGGGGAAGGUCGCCAGUCUAUACUAAAAUCAGAAACGACACUUUCCGCACCCUUGCAACCGACCCGUUGUUCAAGCGCCGAGUCACCGAGGCCAGUCUUAUACGGUUACUGAAUGCAGUUGCAUGGAAGCUACACGAUACACAGAAUCCCAAACCACAGUCACGGCCCUCAUCGAGAAGAAAAGAAAUGUUAGAAAUGGCUAUUGACAGUCCGCCCACUAUCACAGAGGAGACUGCUGAAGGAGAGCCACCGGCAAAAAGCGAUACCAAAGCUCAAGGUGCGAUAUACGUACAGGGCAUGAACGUCCUCUGUGCCCCCUUUCUGUACGCCGCCCGCAGCGAGGUCGAAGCCUUUGCGCUCUUUCACUACUUUGUGACCAAGGAAUGCCCUGGCUAUGUGCGAGGCGCCAUGGAUGGGGUGCACAAGGGGCUGCGACUGGUUGAUCGCUGUCUAGAGAUCGUCGAUCCAAAGCUGGCGGCCUAUCUUUUCUCCAAGGGGAUGCAGGCUGAGCUGUAUGCGUUUCCGUCAGUGCUCACUCUGUGUGCCUGCACUCCGCCUUUGCCAGAGGUCCUUCAUCUUUGGGAUUUCCUAUUUGCCUACGGGCCUCAUCUGAACAUUCUCUGUAUUGUGGCGCAACUAAACCGCAUGCGAGAUGCAAUUAUGCAAAGCGAAAGUCCAAACAAGCUUUUGCGAUCUUUCCCACCACUCGAAGCAGACAAGAUUAUCAGUCUAACGGUCUCAUUUGUGCGGAAAAUCCCUGAUGAUGUCUACGGCGACCUCGUCGAUCAUGCGAAGUAG